UAACAUGCGCCAAGACAAGGAGAACAAACCACCAGCUGAAGGGAAGAGAAGAGUAUGUGGCGCACCUGAUGGUGCAUCACACGAAUCUGCUACCAGUCUGCAAGGACAUCACCUGGAGAAGUCAACACUGAAGAUGACUUCGCUGAAUGUAAACCUCCAGGUGGAUGGAAAAAUGAAAAUUCACAUUCAAGUCAACGAACGGACAGAAGCGCUUUUUGAUGCUACUGAUUUGAAGGCGAACAGUGUUGUACGUUUGUCAGUGAUCUCAUCUGGAAUAAUGUCUUCUACGGACAUGUGUGUGCUGCCUCAAGCCGACAAAGUCUCUACCCAAGCUGAUUGGAUCCUGCCUGGACCCUUUCCAGUAGGAGAACACAAGUCGGCAAGCGUUCAAAUUGAAGAUAUACAAGAUGGGAUCAGCAUGGAGCUGUACCUUAACUUGAGUGGCAGUGACGAAAUUAGCCUGGGUGAUCUAUAUAUAGGUGUCACCUGCAGGCUGACUGAAACGGCACGAGUAACUGACGAGGAAUGCAUGCCACCCUGCAGAUGCCGCAGGCAAUCAUAGUGAAAUGCAUAGCACAUAAUAAUCGCAUGGGUUGCUGCUAGUGCUGUCGGAGUCGCAACUGAUACUGUCGUCAGAGUUACAACUGCAUCUUGUUACAUAAUUCUCUAUUCCAGUUUCUUGUGGCUUUCCAGAUUCGGAGAUUCAGCCAAGGAUGCUUUCUUCAAUAAAUUGAUGUUCUUAGCACAAUGGUUGUAUACUAAUAGUGAUCGAGCUUUUCUCAUGGCAAAAUCCCUUACAUUCGUCACGUGAUUAGGUCUGAAUUGUUGUUCAAGUGACCCUGUCUGCCUGCCACAUGCACACUUCUUGGUCUUUGUUCUUAUAUUUCAUCAUCUCUGGUAUGGGAAUUAGCAUCAUGGAUUUCUGUGCAGUUUUUUUAUUUGGAAUUUUUUUGGACCGAGCAUGGAAUCCCGCAGGAAACGACUGUCGUUGAAUAUCUGAUUCUGUUGCCAGCAUGCUAAUAUCUUCAAUGUGCGUUUUUUGCAUGUGCAUUUGUAAUUAUGUAAACAAAGGUGCCACAGUUCAAGUGACAUGUCGCAAUAUUCUGAAGAAGAGUCGAGGCUUCUUGCAACUUCAUCUCUGAAAUAAGGAAUUCGUACUCAUUGUUCCUAUUACCUGAUGAUGGCCAAGCGCUGAAACAUUGUAAAACAAA
Sycon ciliatum is the source of this 1211-nucleotide messenger RNA. RefSeq lists its product as uncharacterized. NCBI's taxonomy places the organism in Eukaryota, Metazoa, Porifera, Calcarea, Leucosolenida, Sycettidae. The coding region runs from base 5 to 562 and encodes 185 amino acids. The transcript is spliced from 5 exons. The record is from RefSeq and is a predicted model, not a curated record.